CUAAAAGUAUUACAUGUAGUUGGCCUACUUGCGACAUACCUUGUUUAUACUUACCACUAGCAUUUAGAACAACAGAUAAGCAAUUUUAGGUCUUAAUAAGUAGAGAUAACGGCGGCAUUUUAUCUGCGUUAACUGCCAAAGACGACAAAAAUGUCUCCCGCGUACGUUUUAUUAUCUAUUACCAUACUCCUGUCGAGCACGUUCGGUGCGCGUGUCUCGUCAUCGAUCACCCGGCAACAACACAACUAUAUCACAGAGGUCAGCAGUGUGGGCAGCAAUGCCAAUAAAGUAGGUGACAGCGUGUGUUCAUUGUGUGUUGAGUUUGCUGGACAAGCAGUUAACGGUCUCUUACAGUUUAUUCUCCAGGUGGGUGUUGUCGACUCGUGUGGAGAUCUUUGUCAAGCGUUCGCUGACAAGAUCGGAAAUCAGGCUAUCGGUUUUGUUUGCACCAUCCUGUGUGAUGUGGUAGGAGUGAAGGAAUUCGUAAACAUUAUACAGAAGGAAGAUCUAGAUCCCAUAUAUUACUGUGAACUGAUUCCAGUCUGUCCCGUUAACGACAAUGGUGAUGCAAAGUUCACUACUUUCGAAAUUGAUCCGAAAUCAGGACCACAAGGUGUUUUCGACAUUUCAUUUGAGUAUGUAUCCAAGAACGGCACUGGCACUGGACAAAUCAGCCUUGACCUUGACACUGUAGAUGGAAUUCCUCUUGGUCAGAGUUUUCUACAUGAGCUUGCCCCUGCUGGUACAUACGACGGAACGUUUAAACUUAAUGCAGAGCCUGAUCCAGACUGUGACCCCACUGCGGGACCGUGCGAACAGUGGUUACCUGGAAACUAUACAGUCAAAAUGGCCAUUUGUAACGGAGAGUGCGGGAGCAAGCAUCCUAACAGCGCCAUCUAUGACGUGGCGUCAGCCACUUUCACUAUAACCGACAACAACUCAACUUAAAUUGAACUUGUUGCUUUGAGACUAAAUAAAGAUACCAAAACCAC
Molecule: messenger RNA, 992 nt
Organism: Mercenaria mercenaria
Lineage: Eukaryota; Metazoa; Mollusca; Bivalvia; Venerida; Veneridae
Product: countin-1-like
Exons: 7
Coding region: 151-948 (265 amino acids)
Source: RefSeq, a predicted model, not a curated record